This is a messenger RNA of Zootoca vivipara (common lizard), 3249 nucleotides long. Its product is annotated as myelomonocytic growth factor-like. Gene Ontology annotation, molecular function: granulocyte colony-stimulating factor receptor binding; cytokine activity. Gene Ontology annotation, biological process: immune response; positive regulation of myeloid cell differentiation. The record is from RefSeq and is a predicted model, not a curated record. Gene Ontology annotation, cellular component: extracellular region. NCBI's taxonomy places the organism in Eukaryota, Metazoa, Chordata, Lepidosauria, Squamata, Lacertidae.
CAGCCAAGCCUCUCCUGCUCCUGGUGUGUUCCUUCCCGGCAGAAGCGCAGGCAAGCCAGCAUCCGGCAUCUCGAGAGGAGGAGAGAGGGGGGAAAAGUGGGAGGAGGUCCAGCGCAAAGAGAUUCAAAGGUCUUUGAAGGAUGAGCUCAGAACGAAGUGUUAUUUUCCCCCUGAUCAGCAUUGCACUGUGGUGGUGGAUGUGCUCAGCUACACCCCUGCCAGAGACUUCCGGGUACCCAGACUCCGUCCUCGGCAAUUUGGAAUUUGUGCUUAGGAUUAGGAAGGAUGUUGCUAAAACGAAGAAUGAUCUGCGUAAAGAAUUCAGGAUUGGCAGUGACAAUGAACUGCAACUGGUGCAGGAAAUCCUGCGCAUCGAGCAAGUUGAUUAUUCCCAUUGUCGGAAAGAGCUCUGUAACAAAGAAGAUUGCUUCAACCAGAUACAGGCAGGCCUCAGCACCUACCUGCACAGCCUCUCGCACGUUGCCCAGAUGCUGCCAAGUUUCUCUAAGAGAGUGACUGACCUCCAGCUGGACCUCUCAAACCUCUCCACCAACAUCCAGUGGCAGAUACUUGAGAGUGUGGCGACCACUGUCACCUACCCCCAGGGAGAAACCCUGGACCUGCAAAAUCAGAGAGCUAUCGGAAGCUAUCUUGUCAUCCGCAACCUUGAGAAAUUCACGGAAGCGAUUGCCCGGGCAUUGAGGCAUUGUUAUUCAUAAUGUGAAGGGAUUCUCCCGUAAGACCCUGGAGUAGAAGGGUCCUGUGCAUCCUUUUUCUGCCUGGACUCCUUCCCAACCUACAGAAUUCCAGCCUCCUAACUUUUUAUUAUUUAUUUAUUGUAUUUAUUGUAAAAAUUUAAAAGCCGCUUGUUAUCGUGCAAAAGCAAGAAAAACAAAAGGCACAAGAAUAUUUAGAGAAAGAAGCAGCAGGACACCAUACGCAUCAUUUUUAAGAAGUCACUUUGUGCUCAGUUUGAUGUUCUGCUGCUACCAGCAGGAAGUAACUCUUGUUAACUGAACUAAUCUUUCUUUUUUAUAAUCAAAAGUCAAGUACAGCACCAUAUUCUGAUGUCCCUCCAAAUUUAUUGGACAGCCUUCUCCAUGUUUGGGCAUUCAGCAUUUCUGUUUGUGCCAAACUAAAUUCGUUGGUUUUUUUUAAAAAAAACCUAGCCUUUUUAAGAUACUGAUGUAGGGCAUCUUUAGCAAUCGGGUGUUGUUGUUUUUAUCAAUGUUGACUUGAGACUCCUGCAGCAACUCCAUGGCUGAACUUUUGCUAUCCUCCAGAUGUUGGACUCCAGUUCCCAUCAGCCCCAGCUAGCAUGACCAAUGCUCAGGGAUGAUGGGAACUGGAGUCAACCCAAGACACUGGCUACUUCUGGAAUUGGCUCAUCUCAAGCAUUUUGUAGAAUUGCAAUUUUGGAUUCGACUUUUAAUAAAAUGUACUCUUCCUGCAAUGCCAACUUGACAUUUGUAUGGAAAGAUCUUGUUUGCUUUGCUGGAUUUCUAGUGAAAUAUCCUUAAGAGUCAAUUCCUACAACUGCGUGUUUUUAAUUUAUUGUGCUUAUUUAUUUUAAUUUUAAUUUAUUGUAUCUUAAAAACAAAUAAUGUUCUGCAUCUUAAAUUUUGCCCUCAGACCUUUAGUCAUUUCUCUGGUAUUAAGAGUAUUUAUUACUUAUUUAAUAUUUAUACCUGUCAGAUUAACUGUUUGAUAAGAACCUUUGUUUAUCAAAGGCAAGGGAGUUUCAGCAAGUUUUACGUGUGCAUCUUGCAACACUUACAACCUUGCUGUGGCACACAUGCCAAGAUGUAUGCAAUGUUAAAUCACUGUUUAAUAUUUAAACAUUAAGAGUACUGGCUGUUGGUAGUCGGACCAAACUGCAGGAGGGCGGGGGAACAACAGGAGUAUCUAGUUCCCACCUCUGGCAGUCUCCUGGGUACAUGCUGGGCUGUGCAUCUUCUUGUACUUGUUAUAGAUAAGUACCACUGAAUAUGAACCAUAAGCACACAUACCUAUUGUUGGAACAGCACCAGUAGAUAAUUCUGAAACUGCUACGAACAGUUGCUGUAUAAUCAGUGGAUCCCUGAUUUGACCAGAGGCUGCCAUCUAAAUUUCCCACAAUCCUCUUGUUGAGGGGAAUUGUGAGAAACUAAAAUGGCAGCUAGACUCGGCUGCCUGGUGAAUUGUGUAGUACUGGGCCGUAAAAUAAAGUUAACACAAACAUAUGUAUCAGCCCUGGCAGUUGCAUGAAGCAACCCGCUUCACCCUGUUGAAUGGUAGGGCUGGUCCUGCCUUUACACCACUGAUGGUGAACAUGUGGCCAGCUAUAGGCUGCUGGACUCCAGUUCCCAGCAACCCUAGCCAUGGUAGUCACUAGUCAGGGUUGCUGGGAGCUGUAAUCCAUCAAACCUCUCUGGAGAGCCAUAUGUUUCCCCACUCCUGCUUUAGACAGAGAGAUGUAUCUAGAAACCAAAGCAUUAAUUGCUCGUUUGCUAUCUGAUUUAUUCCUGUAACGUUUUAUGCUAGAGGAUGUUUUGUUGUUUUUACUGAGGUUUUUAAUAAAUGUUAACUUAUGAUUGUAAAUUCUGUUUGCUAUUUAAAUUGUUUUACACCAACGUAAAUCGAUCUGUGCAGAAUUCCAUUUCGUAUUUUGUUUAAAAUCGCUUUGCAGUUUGCUAGAGGUACGAUCCUGCUUGUAGAUUUUAGUCUACCACUGAUGCUAACUGUUCUUCAAAACUGAUGCUAACUGUCCUUCAAAACUGGACUGGAACUCUUGCUAGCUUCACAUUCUUCCAUUACAAGCCUCUGCAACAGAAGGCAGUUGGAAUGAUAUGACUUGUAAUUGUCAUGAGGUGAUAGAGAAAUAUCUGGAAUUUGGCUAAGAGCCUAAGCUCAGCUGAAGCAUUCCAAAGCAUUUGUUUUUAAAGCUGUUUAGGUUUUCUGUCGUAUCACUGCAGGAGUAGUUGUGCUUUUAUUGUAACUGUACACUGCUCUGAACACCCCACAUGAGUAGAAAAGGCAGGAUAUAAAUACCUAUUUAUUUGACCAUGACACUAAAUGGAAUGGACAUGGUACUUUUAAAUUGUAUUUUUAUUUUAAAAGGUGGAAAUAAUUGGCCACUGGGUCAUUGAUUAGUGCUUAAUAUUUCUAUCCAUGCUUCCAUUGUAAUACGAAUCGGGUUUUAAUUCUGCUACUACCGGUACUUCUUCCAAAAAUGAAUUUGAUUUAUUAUUAUGUGGUGUAUGCAAUUUC